Messenger RNA from Mandrillus leucophaeus (drill), 1815 nucleotides. It is a transcript of the gene PDYN, whose product is annotated as prodynorphin. Bases 243 to 1004 code for a protein of 253 amino acids. Gene Ontology annotation, molecular function: opioid receptor binding. Gene Ontology annotation, cellular component: neuronal cell body; plasma membrane; dendrite. Lineage: Eukaryota; Metazoa; Chordata; Mammalia; Primates; Cercopithecidae. The record is from RefSeq and is a predicted model, not a curated record. The transcript has 3 exons. Gene Ontology annotation, biological process: chemical synaptic transmission; sensory perception; neuropeptide signaling pathway.
AUCCCAGUCGAGAUCCAUUGCAAAGCACUGCAGAGUGUCCAUCCUCUUCUGUUCUUUCUCACCCCAGGCCUCACUCCCACCCUGCUGUGGCACCUUCCUUCUCUUUUCCCUUCCUCUCCUCCCCCUAGUCCCACCACACCUUGCCUUUGUUCUAUUUUUGCAGGUCAUUUAUCUCCAGGCUUUGAUAUCUGCGUGGGGGGAGCUGUUGCAGCAGCCCAAGCCGCAGGAAUUGCUGAGACAGGAUGACCUGGCAGGGGCUGGUGCUGGCUGCCUGCCUCCUCGUGUUCCCCUCUGCCACAGCAGACUGCCUGUCGCGGUGCUCCUUGUGUGCGGUAAAGACCCAGGAUGGGCCCAAACCCAUCAACCCCCUGAUUUGCUCCCUGCAAUGCCAGGCUGCCCUGCUGCCCUCUGAUGAAUGGGAGAGAUGCCAGAGCUUUCUGUCUUUUUUCACCCCCUCCACCCUUGGGCUCAAUGACAAGGGGGACUUGGGGAGCAAGUCGGUUGGGGAAGGGCCCUACAGUGAGCUGGCCAAGCUCUCUGGGUCCUUCCUGAAGGAGCUGGAGAAAAGCAAGUUUCUCCCAAGUAUCUCAACAGAGAACACUCUGAGCAAGACCUUGGAGGAGAAGCUCAGGGGUCUCUCUGGCGGGUUUGGGGAGGGAGCAGAGUCUGAGCUGAUGAGGGAUGCCCAGCUGAACAAUGGUGCCAUGGAGACUGGCACACUCGAUUUCACUGAGGAGGACCCCAAGGAGCAGGUCAAACGCUAUGGGGGCUUUUUGCGCAAAUACCCCAAGAGGAGCUCAGAGGUGGCUGGGGAGGGGGAUGGUGAUAGCAUGGGCCACGAGGACCUGUACAAACGCUAUGGGGGCUUCUUGCGGCGCAUUCGUCCCAAGCUCAAGUGGGACAACCAGAAGCGCUAUGGCGGUUUUCUCCGGCGCCAGUUCAAGGUGGUGACUCGGUCUCAGGAAGAUCCGAAUGCUUACUCUGGAGAGCUUUUUGAUGCAUAAGCACCUCUCAUUAUGGAGUAGAGUCAGGAGCAUCCCCUGACACCUUUUCAGGUUGGAGUGCACUCAUUCAUCCUCUUGUAUGUGCCCCUUCCCCAUGCUCAGCUCAGCACUGUGUACAAAAUAUCCAAGCCCAGCCUGUCUCUCUCCUGGCUGGGAGUACGGGAUUUCUCUGGGGUCUGUGAUAGGGAAGGGUGGAUGUCCCUUCCCCACAACAGGCUUAAUGCUUGGCUCAGAUGCCUAAACUCUAAAACUACCAGCAGCAGCAGCAGCAGCAGCUUGUGAUUUCAGUCCUUCCAACCUGUUCUCGUGACUCCUCAAUUCCAGGGAACCAGAGCGACCUGUUCUUUGUACCUGUAGGUCUAGGAUCUCCAAACUUAACCAAUCACAUGCCCCUCUCAGAAGAAAUAUGAGCAUGCUCCCUCAUGCAGAUAGUAUACGCAUCAUAAACAAAGAGUAGAGCUUUAACAUAAGAUAAAUAAUCAUACACAGAAAUCCUGACAUUAUAUUCCCAAAUCUCAAAAGAUCUCCUGUGCACCCCACUUUGGGGACGAUGCUUUAGGUACAAAGCUUAAACAUUGCCUUAUAUUGGAUCAGGAACCCUUACAGCAGAGGGUCCAGUCUUCUAGUGGGUUUAAUGUUUAGUUAGUGUACUCUGAGUCUUCAUUGUUCAGAAAAGAACCUCUUGAAGAACUGACUUCCUGAACUCCCAGUCAUGUUGGUACUCCUUACAGAAGCGAGUGAAAACCCCUUUAGGGAAUGAUUGAGAGCAGCCUCUUGAAUGCUUAAAUGAUCAAGGAGGGAGCAAGGCAAA